UCUUGUCUAAAAAUUAACUUUUGCCUCGUCUCGAAAGAAGCCAAAAGCGUCUAAAUCAUUACUUGAAGGCCCAGAGUAACAUUGUCUGAAUUUAAAGUGUAAAAACUAUAUCACGUGUGGGAUUCAAAAUAUUUUAACUGUUCCAAACAAGUUAUCAUUUGAGUUGUUAUACUUUUGUUCACACAUUUAUACAUGACUUUAGAAGAAUCAGGACCAAUAGCUUUACAGUUUCAGCUUUUAUUUAAUGGAACCGCAGAAAGCAAUAGUGGGGACGUUCUUUACAAGCAAAAAACACGCAUGUACCCGACGUUUAAAGUGGAGCUGAACGGAACAGCCAUCUACCGACUUGUUCACCAUGAAUUUGAGCGACAUUUUGUAACUGCGGGACAAUUAUUUAAAGCAUGCGGAUUGACACUUACCGAAGGAUUUUUCCUGUUUGAAUUGAAAUUAACUGAAUUCGAAGUGGAUUUCCUGAUAUCACAGUUUCCGUAUUGUGACAUUUGGGUCAGCGUAGAACAAGCACGCGUGAUGGCGUUAGGAUUAGGUGUGGAAACCCCACUGGAGCUUUUACUGAGUGAAAGUUUGGAUGAUUGUUAUUCAUCGGAUAAUAUUAGUCGUAAUGAAAUCAUGCAUAAUUGGAUCGUACCUUCUAUCCCCAAUUUGCAAUAUUCAACCCGUGCGCUACUUGAAACGUCAUUUGAGACUGUGGAAUUGUUGGAGCCUCCCAAUCGAAAGAUCCGAACUCAAAUAUCAAGGUCAAAUAAGCAAGUUGGCAUGGUGUUGAAGGAUAGAGCUGAAUCUGGAUUGGUGAGGUGGCAAGUAUGGGCAUAUGAACAAUUCUUACAGCAGCAACAACAACAACAAAAUCAUAGCUCAAUUGAGGAUACGCCUCCUAUAUUAGAUAGAUCGGGAGCAAUUUGGGAUACUUUACAAGGUCUACUAUCAGAUCUACAAACAUUAGGAAGGAAGGGACAGGUGAUGAGUGGAAGAGUUCUAUCUGAUAAUAUGAUGGUAGGCAACAUGCCUUUAAAAAAGGAGUAUUUGGGGCAUAGUUUGUUACUACAACAGUUAUAUAUUGCUGUGAUGGUGGAAAAGUUGGUGAAUGAAUUAAAUAGGGUUUCGAGCACAUUCAAUUCAAUCAAUGCAACAGCAGCAGUAGCAGGAGGAGGAGGAGGAGCAGUAGAGGAAGGAGGAUUGGUAGUAAAUAGCAGCGAACAAGCGGUGAUUAUAAAUAAAGGUAAUGCAUCGAAUCGAUCCUCUUCGUUUGUAGAGGAUGAAGGUAUUGGGGCUACUACGAAUACGAGCACAACGACGCCAAAUCAUUUGACCGAGAACAUGUUAUUUCAUGAUCGUAUGGAUUUAUUAGAACAAGAAUUAUAUCGAGUGAAACGAAGGACAAAAAAAAAGUUGGAUGAAUAUCAAUUUUAUCAAGACGAUUUGACGCAACAAAUCAACGAAUUAAAUAGCUGGAAAUCUCAGUCAGAUCGGGUACGCAAAAGUGAACGUGUUUGGAUGCUGAUGUUGAUGGUCUGCGUGAUUUUCGGGGUCUUUUCUCUGCGGACAUUCUAUUUUAAAUAAAAUAAAAAAAAAAGAUCGUCCUUUUGUGUCUGAUUUCAUAAAGAAAAAAAAAA
This is a messenger RNA of Mucor mucedo, 1631 nucleotides long. RefSeq lists its product as uncharacterized. Bases 193 to 1578 code for a protein of 461 amino acids. The transcript has a single exon. Lineage: Eukaryota; Fungi; Mucoromycota; Mucoromycetes; Mucorales; Mucoraceae. The record is from RefSeq and is a predicted model, not a curated record.